AUGUCCCAGGGUCUUUUGACAUUCAAGGAUGUGUCUGUGGACUUCUCCCAAGAGGAGUGGCAAUGCCUUGACCCUGCUCAGAGGGCUUUGUACAUUGAUGUGAUGUUGGAGAAUUACAACAACUUGGUCUCUGUGGAGAACUAUUUCAUGUAUGAUCCUGUCCAUCAACAUGGGAAGACUGAAAAGGAGUCUUAUCACUGUAAUCAGUUUGGGAAAAUUCUUCAUGACCCCUCCACAUGUGCACUUAUUCGAAUAAGUGAAAUUACAGAAAACUCUAAUGACUGUAGAUGCAGUAGUCCUGGAGAUGCCUCUCUUGACUUAUCAAACACAGAUAUACAUGAAAGCGUGCACACAGGAGAAAAACCCUGCAAUUCUAAAGACUCUGAGAAACCCUUAGACUUGAGUUCAAGCAUUACUCAAGAUCAGAGACUCUACACUAAAAAGAAAGAACACAGAGAGAGAGAAGAUGAUGAAUGUUUUGACACUACAUAUACUCCUUUGCAACAACAAAACUACAUUGGAGAGAAACGGUACCAGUGUGGGAAAUGUAAGAAAUGCUUCAGUACUGCCUCAUACCUCACUGUACAUCACAGAAUUCAUACAGGAGAAAAGCCUUACACGUGUAAGGACUGUGACAAAUCCUUUAUUAUGAAGUCAAGCCUUACAAAACAUGAGAGAAUCCAUACAGGAGACAAGCCUUACACAUGUAAGGAAUGUAACAAGUCCUUUAAU
Messenger RNA from Mesocricetus auratus (golden hamster), 732 nucleotides. Its product is annotated as zinc finger protein 54-like. Gene Ontology annotation, biological process: negative regulation of transcription by RNA polymerase II. Gene Ontology annotation, molecular function: DNA-binding transcription repressor activity, RNA polymerase II-specific. NCBI's taxonomy places the organism in Eukaryota, Metazoa, Chordata, Mammalia, Rodentia, Cricetidae. The transcript has 3 exons. The record is from RefSeq and is a predicted model, not a curated record. The annotation marks the transcript as partial.